CAAAAAUGCCCACCAAACACCCUACAACCACCCACCCCCUCCCUCCCACUUCCCUCUCAAACCUCAUCUCCCCCCUCCUAACAUCCCUCAAACAAAACUUCACCGACGCAACCAUCUCCCUCGUCCCGUGCCCGAACCUCACCCAACCGCCCUUCCACCUCGCGGCCCCCGGCCUCAGCGGCCACGAAGCAAUCGUUGAUAUCGGUGGACCGGCUUAUUUACACCCCGUCCCUGAUUUCAGCAAGAAAUAUGAUUUGGGCAGGAUUGUCGCUUCGCUGUCCUCUGGCGAAGAAAAGGGAAAGGGGAGGCUUGCGAUAGGUGCUGGUGCUGGGCCUUUCCACAUCGUGGGCCAGAACUCGGAACUAAUUCCCAACUUCUAUAUUUCUGCCAGCGGCAACGUGACGAAGAAUCUAACCCACUACGCGAAAAUCGACCCUUCAACGCAAACCUGCAUCGCGGGCCCCGUCCCAGGAGCAAGUACCGCGGGCGCCCUGAUGGCGAACCUCUUCCUCUCGGACGGGGACCCGGGACCGGUGCUCAGAAUCACGGCACGGAACCGCAUCGGCGACAAGAGUUUUACGGAGGCGAUGAGAAUGGGUAUCGAGGAAAGGGAAAUCAGUAUGGGAGGCGUGUUCGUGGUUGAGGGAGCGAAGGUCUGGGCGCAUGUUAUGCCGGAUUUUUGUGGGGAGAGGUUGGAGGAUGCGGAGGUGGGGAAGUGGUUGAGGUUCUUUGAGUGGGGGGGAGAGGGAUUGGUUUUUUUGAGCUGUUUUCAUGGGGUGGAUUUCGGGGUUGGGGUCAGGGUGGAGCAUACGCAUU
Mollisia scopiformis is the source of this 816-nucleotide messenger RNA. Its product is annotated as DUF1907-domain-containing protein. Lineage: Eukaryota; Fungi; Ascomycota; Leotiomycetes; Helotiales; Mollisiaceae. The transcript has 2 exons. The annotation marks the transcript as partial. Gene Ontology annotation, cellular component: nucleus. Gene Ontology annotation, molecular function: zinc ion binding; hydrolase activity, acting on ester bonds. The record is from RefSeq and is a predicted model, not a curated record.